AUGUCGGCAAAGUACGCUUUCACCAAGUCUCUCCGCGAGGUGCGAUUCCUCUUCUGCCAGACUUCGGAGCAGAGCGCGGCUCUUCGAUCAUUCAUUACCCGAUCGUACCCUACCAUGAAGCGCAACAACCCCAACACUCCCAUCCUGAUCCGAGAGGCCGCUGGCACCCAACCCAAGGUCUUUGCCCGAUAUGACCGAGGUGUCGAGAAGUCACAGAUCCUCGAGGGUCUCUCUGACAAGGAGAUUGAGGAGACCGUCACUGGCUUGGUCAAGGCUGAUCAAUAG
Fusarium subglutinans is the source of this 285-nucleotide messenger RNA. RefSeq names its product NADH2 dehydrogenase (ubiquinone) chain. The transcript is spliced from 3 exons. The record is from RefSeq and is a predicted model, not a curated record. Lineage: Eukaryota; Fungi; Ascomycota; Sordariomycetes; Hypocreales; Nectriaceae. The coding region runs from base 1 to 285 and encodes 94 amino acids.